CUCGGACGUCGAAAACUUGUAGCUUACGUAGCUGUAGCUAGUCGCCGGGGUAAGCUUGAUGUUUUGUUUGUAUGGACUCUCAAACAAAUUAUGUAUGACUGUAGAGCAUGAAGCUUUUUAUUUAGCAAUUAUUUUAAGCUAUAAAAUCCUUCUAAAACGUGGAUAUAAAACCGACUGAUCCGUGUGUGUGACAAGUCACUAGCUGCUGUCUGCUGCUGCUGCUGCUGCUGAGCAGUGCUGAGCUAUCUGCAACCUGCAACUGAACUAUGCUGUAGUGUAUGUAACUAAGCUAAAACACUAAUUUAGUGUUUUGCUAUGUUGUUGACCGCCUCCCCUGCCGCAUGUUCUUGCUUUGGUUGGUCGUGGCUUCAGCAGAGAUCGUCAUGGAGCUAUAAAAAGGAGGAAAGAUCAUCAGAGUUAAUCUUGAAAAGCUGAACCCCUAUCCCAUUCACUUCUGGAGAGUCGACAGGAGCGAGGAGUAUUAUUUUAUUGCAACUGUUUAUGACCACUGAAUAAACCUCUGGAUAAGGAUUUUACGAAGUGAAUGAUGGGAGGUAGUGAGUGCUUCAUGUGACAUCAAGAGACAUCUACAGAGACUUGUGCACGAUGCAACUUUGAUGACUGAAGCACAAAACCACUGAUGAUUGUGGAUUGGAUUAUAACCUUUGACCUCAUUAGCGCAAUCCGAGGAUAAUCUCCUCCACUGCCUGGAUUAAUAAAACCACACUGCCAUUCCUUCAGAGGGUUAGCUGUGAUGGCUACCCUGGGUGGACUGUCCCUGUGCCUUCUAACCACUGUGAGUCUCGCUGCCUCUUACUCAGUGUAAGAUGGAGUUUGUCAACACACCAAGAUCCUCUCGCAUGGACGAUGAAGACCACGAGCACUGCCUUGAGAAUGAUGAUUGCCCUCAGCAGCUCGCCCAUCAGGCCGCCACCACGGGCAAGGUGUCGCUCCUUAUGGAGGCAGUCAACCAUGAUCCAAGCGCCCUUGAGAGCCAAGAUGAAAAAGGGAUGACACCCUUAUCCAGAGCGGUCAUAAGUAAACAGCUGGACAUGGUCAAGCUGUUAGUCAAAAUGGGAGCCGAUAUCAACACCCGUGAUUCUCUAGGCCGUACGCCCCUUUGCCUGGCAGCAUAUGAGGGUUGGCAUCAUGGUGUGGUGUACUUGCUACGCAGCGGGGGUAAACAGGCUAUUGCAGACCGCAGCGGGCGGCUACCUCUUCAUGCUGCGACAUACGACAAGGACUCCAGGUCCCUCUCAGCCCUCCUGCAGACCCUCACCAUCGGUGAUGUUAACGAGCCGGACAAUGACGGGAUGACGGCGCUACAUUGGGCAGCGUUCCACAACCGCCCGGAGCAUGUGCAGCUUUUAAUGCUGCGCGGUGCUGAUCUGUACUGCGUUGAUGUUGAUGGCAAGGCGCCGUUACAUUGGGCUAGCCAGAAUGGUUGUCUAGCCUGCUGCUCCAUCAUGGCCAAGUGUCGCAGCGGCGGUGCACCGCUCAUCGACAUGAUCGAAGGAUCGGGUAAAUCCUGCGCGCAUCUUGCAGCUGCAGCUGGCUUCAGCAACAUACUGGAAGAGUACGCCGAUGUACCGGCCGUCGAUUUUGAGGCACUGGAUCCCGAUGAUCGGACACCACUUCACUGGGGAGCUGUUUCUGGUAAGCUAGAAUGCGUCCAAAUGUUGCUCCAGUUGGGUGUGGACCCGUCACCCCAUGAUGUGAAUGGUGGGACACCACUAGACUAUGCCAAGCAGGCUGCCAAACCUGAAGUCAUGAGGAUUCUACAACGGGCAGGUGCAGAGUUUGGAACAAUGGCUUUGUCCAAAUCCUCCCAGGAAAUGGGUCGGAUAGGGGAAGGGGAGAAGCCUCGUAAGAAGAGGUUCGGAUUCCUGACGGACUGGUUCAGCCGUCGUAAGAACGGCCUGAGUUAUAAAUCCCCGUCAGAGGAAUCGGAAGACCCCAAUAGUGCCAAAGAGAGAACUGGUGUUGCUAUGGCAACCUUUGACCAAUCAAACUAUGCAACGGGUCACAAGGAGCCGGACUGCGAUUGUCGGCCGGAUGCCGGGAGCUCGGAGGAAGAUGUUUCGGACGAUUGCCUCCAUCCCGGAUUCAGGACUCGGAAAGGGCCCUCGGACACCCUCGCUGAUCAAAGCCUCAACGAUCAUCCCGACACAGGCUCCAACAAGCGGAGUAUGAGCGAAGACCUCGCCUACAUCAGGAGGAAUUCUUUCCCCACAAGUGGCGAGUCGGACUUACUUGAGAAAUCCCCGAGAAGAGGAUCGGCUUCCGUCAUCCGAGCGACAUCACCGAUUUACGUUGAUGGCGUGCAUGCGGACGAGACCUUCAUCUCUAGUAGACUCGGAGCUUCACCGGUACCCAUGCCAAUUGCCACCAAGGGAUCUUCACAUUGGAAUGACGAUGCUGGUUCCCUUGGGGAAGUGACUGUCAUGUUAAAACCUUUGUGUCGCGAGCUCCCGGACGCUGAUACAGUACAGCGUCAAGCGCAGGAAAUCCUUGAUGCACAGAGAAGUGAAAAUUGGAUAAGUUCUGGAAGUGGUGCCAGCCUUAAAUCAAUGCCCAGUUUAUGCGGUCGAAGUCUCUCUCACAAGAACCUGUAUGUUUCCAGCGUUCCAAAACUAGCCCCUCUCACAACAAGGCCACCUGUGUCUCCUGGAACAGAUCCUCUCUUAGUUCUCACGCAUCGCAACACAGCGCCCUCACCUUCUGCGCUUAUCCACGCCCACUGUGCACCAGCCAACUUAUCAACCUAUCACUUGAGUACCAAGGAACGGACUUCAGAAAAUCAGUACGGUUCUUGUCCAACGAUCAACCACAAGGGACUUCCCAAUAGCAAGGGGAGUAAUGUCAGGAGCUCUCGACUGGAAGCCCUAAAGCCUAUCCAGUCUCAAAGUGCAGAAAAGAGCGAGAAGAAAAAGAAGAAGAAGAAACUAAAACCGUUGUCCUUGGUAACAACUAAACUCCCAGAUAGCGACUCACUUGAUUUGACACUCUCAGCACCAGCAGGUUCUUCCAAAGCAGACAUAUUCUGCCAUUCUUUGCCUCUGAAAUUUGACGCAUCAUCUGCAGACCCUGUCACUAAAUCAUAGUCAAGCCAUAGUCUGUGUCAUUCUGUAGUUUGUAUUAUUCCGCCCACCAUCUUUGUCAUGUUACCAGACCGCAGAAGUGACAGUGAAGGUUGUUUGCAUGAUGCAAAAAGGAGGCCAGACUGUUUUACCUCAAGCCUUUGUUUGGUUUUGUUGAAUUGAAUGGAAGAAAACAAGAUGGUUGCAACAUACUCACUGGCUGCAGGUAUUCUGCAGACUCUGCAUGCUGUAGGUAUUCUGCAGACUGCUGUAGGUAUUCUGCAGACUGCUGCAGGUGAUCUGCAGACUGCAUCAGAUGAUCUGCAGACUGCAACAGGUGAUCUGCAGACUGGUGCAGGUAUUCUGCAGACUGCAACAGGUGAUCUGCAGACUGCAACAGGUGAUCUGCAGACUGCAACAUAAAAUCUGCAGACUGCUGCAGGUAUUCUGCAGACUGCUGUAGGUAUUCUGCAGACUGCAAAAUGUGUGUACACUGAAGGCAUCUUUCAGACUCUGCAGAAUGUGUAUAGACAACAGUAACUAGUUGCUUUGUAAUUUGGUUUCUGGAUAACAGUGCCUGCUUGAUUACUUGAAGUGCUGCAGAAUGAUCCUCAGACUUCUGAUAACCCAUACAAAAGUGUUUCUAUAUUCUGCAGGCUAGAGUAGGCUCUUGUUAAUUUGACUUCUGUCACAGAGUGCAGAGUAUUUUCUUUCCUCUUUUUUUGUGUCUUAAUUUUGCAAAAGAUCCUUCCUCGAUUUCCAGGCCACAUUUUUGUACUCUAAAUAGCAUCGUUAACGUCACCAUGAAUUAUUUUUCCAUUAUGUUUCCAUUUCCAUUUAACUUAUGAAAGCUUUAUUGGGAAGUUUAUUAAUUUCUGUCAUUGUUCUAUUAUUCCAAGUAGGCCUUUAGGAAGCAGUGGUUAUGAAGUAGGAAUUCUGUAAAUGACCUAAGUUGCUUGAUGUCGUCAGCACAAUAAUCUGGUUUUCUCAAUUCCGAAUUCAGAAUUUUAUAUGAAUUUUAUCUGUUGGGUAGAAGUAAAGAGUUGUGGCAUUAUGGAAAGCAAACUUUGCCAAAGUGUGCAACAUGGACAUAAAUUUGUGUUCUGAUUAGUCUUAAUUUUUUAAGAAUCAAUAACAAAUGAGAAAAAAUUUAAGAUGUUCGAAAUUUCUAUGAAGGAUAGGUCAUGAUUUUAAUUAAGGAUUUGAUUUAUUUUCUUUUUCAAUAUUUGCCGGACAUUAUGCAAUGAUAAGUUAAAUUAAACUAUUGUUAUAAGGACAAUCAAUUGAACCUCGCCAAUCUCAACUAUGUUGAGUCCUGUGGAGAAAACCCUUCAUAACACUCGGGUGGACAUUUUCUUUUUUGAAAAAUUUAAAAUAUGACAUUAAUAGAUGUCAAGGACAAAUAGGUUAGUCUAUUCCAAGGAGGAAUUAUGUAUCUUUCAUGAGGUCAAAAUUAUUACCGUUUUGAUUGAAUACCAUGGAAAGACGAGAAUGAACCAAUUUCCAUGAAAAUGCAACUAUACAUUUGAAAUGUGCAUUAGGCCUAUGUAAAGUUUGUGGAUGCUGUUUGCGCAAGCCUGAAGGUGCAUCAAACAAGGCUCUAAACCAAGAGUGUAUUUUUAUCAAAGACAGAUCACUGUAUAUGCCACAAAUUAUUUAUCAAACAUAAUUUAAUUACUGUAUUAAUAUAUUCUUGUAGAUAUCAAAAUUCUAUCAACAAAAAAACGUGAUUUUUAUAAAGAUUUCCAAGUUGUAUUACCGGACAGUACUGUGGGACCGUUGUGCAUUUUAGACACGCCAGAUGUUAUUUUAAAAACAAAUUAACAAUUUUUUUAAUCACUCACAUUAAUAAGUGCAAUUACGUGAUAUUCGAACAAAAUUUUGUGACGGACCUUUUUAGACAAAUCAGUUGUUAGGGUUAUGUUGUUUUUUCCAUGUUUUUUGUAAGGUGCAGUUGUUGUGACUUGUGACGUGCAAUAAUUCUAAAAAAUUAGUGAUUUAUUUUUAUGUACAAACUUGACGAGUGUCUUCUAUCAACUUCUUUGUGACGCUGAACACUCUGUCAAAGGUAUUAGCCUGUUUGAGAUAUGGUGCAAAUAAUGUUACUCCAAAUCUGGAUCUGUGGGAGGAAAACCCCAGAUAAAUAUACCAGGGAAAACCCACGCAGUCAAGGAGGGACUGAAAACCCAAUCCACAU
Messenger RNA from Asterias rubens (European starfish), 5277 nucleotides. RefSeq names its product ankyrin-3-like. The transcript is spliced from 13 exons. The coding region runs from base 828 to 3104 and encodes 758 amino acids. The record is from RefSeq and is a predicted model, not a curated record. Gene Ontology annotation, molecular function: protein binding. NCBI's taxonomy places the organism in Eukaryota, Metazoa, Echinodermata, Asteroidea, Forcipulatida, Asteriidae.